Equus caballus (horse) is the source of this 4324-nucleotide messenger RNA. It is a transcript of the gene CAPN10, whose product is annotated as calpain 10. NCBI's taxonomy places the organism in Eukaryota, Metazoa, Chordata, Mammalia, Perissodactyla, Equidae. Gene Ontology annotation, biological process: proteolysis. Gene Ontology annotation, cellular component: cytoplasm. Gene Ontology annotation, molecular function: calcium-dependent cysteine-type endopeptidase activity. The record is from RefSeq and is a predicted model, not a curated record.
UACCGGGGCGACGGGCCGGGUGGUGCGCUGGCCGGGUCCUCGCGGCCGGUCCCGCGGGUCUGGAGGGCCCGGCCAGGCAGGGGAGCGUCGGGCAGGCUGGGGACCCGGCCAUACCUGCCCGCCCUCCCGGCUGCGCGCCCCUCGGCCGCGCUCGGCGCCGGGGCGCGGGAUGCACAUGGGAGCCCGGGGCGCCCAAGAUGCGGGCGCCGGCCAGGGAGCUCUUCCAGGACGCCGCCUUCCCCGCCUCGGACUCCUCGCUCUUCUCCAGCUUCUCCACGCCGCUGGCCCAGUUCCGGGAGGACAUCACUUGGAGGCGGCCCCAGGAAAUUUGUGCCGCACCCCGGCUGUUUCCAGAUAACCCACAGGAAGGACAGGUGAAGCAAGGCCUGCUGGGGGACUGCUGGUUCCUGUGCGCCUGUGCUGCCCUGCAGAAGAGCCGCCACCUCCUGGACCAGGUGUCUGUGACAGUGCAGGUCAUUCCUCCAGGACAGCCGGGCUGGCUCGACCAGACGUACCGUGGCUCCUUCACCUGUCGAAUUUGGCAGUUUGGACGCUGGGUGGAGGUGACCAUAGAUGACCGUCUGCCUUGUCUUACAGGGAGACUCUGCUUCUCCCGGUGCCAGAGAGAGGAUGUGUUCUGGCUUCCCUUACUGGAGAAGGCCUACGCCAAGAUCUAUGGGUCCUAUGAACACCUGUGGGCCGGGCAGGUGGCGGAUGCCCUCGUGGACCUGACUGGUGGCCUGGCAGAAAGGUGGAACCUGAAGGACUUGGUGAGAACCAGUGACCGACAGGACAGGCCUGGGGGCUCAGAACACAGGACUUGUCGGCAGCUGCUCGACCUGAAAGACCGGUGUCUGAUAAGCUGCUCGGUGCUCAGCCCCAGAGCAGGUGCCAGGGAGUUGGGGGAGUUCCAUGCCUUCAUUGUCGCAGAUCUGCGAGAGCUGCGGGGUCGGGCCGGUCAGAGCGUCCUGCUGCUGAGGAUCCACAACCCCUGGGGCCGGCGGUGCUGGCAAGGGCCCUGGAAGGAGGGGGGCCCAGGGUGGAGCCAAGUGGAUCCGGCAGAUGCAACCGAGCUGCUGUCCCAGCUCCAGGAGGGGGAGUUCUGGGUUGAGGAAGAGGAGUUCCUCCGAGAGUUCGAUGAGGUCACUGUCAGCUACCCCAUCACCGAGGCCGGCCACCUGCAGAGCCUCUACUCAGAGAAGGUGCUGUGCCACACUCAGGAGCUGCCUGGGGCCUGGGUCAAGGGGCAGUCUGCAGGAGGCUGCCGGAACAACAGUGGCUUUCCCAGCAACCCCAAGUUCUGGCUGCGGGUCUCAGAGCUGAGCGAGGUGUACGUUGCCGUCCUGCAGAGGCCCAGAAUGCGCAUGGCGGACUGGGCGGCCCGGGCCCGGGCACUGGCAGGGGCUGACCGUGCCGCGUACAGCCCAGAGAGCUUCCCAGGCAAGGACUACCAGGCCGUGGGCCUGCACAUCUGGAAGGUGGAGAAGCGGCGGGUCAGCCUGCCCAGGGUCCUGUCCGCACCUCCCGUGGCUGGCACUGUGUGCCAUGCGUACGACCGGGAGGUCCACCUCCGCUGUGAGCUCACCCCGGGCUACUACCUGGCUGUCCCCAGCACCUUCCUGAAGGACGUGCCGGGGCGCUUCCUGCUCCGAGUCUUCUCCAGCGGGAGAGUCUCCCUCAGUGCCAUCAAGGCCGCGGCCAAGAGCCCCGCCCCUGGGGAGGCCCUGCCCACCGGGGAGUGGGAGACUGUGCGACUUCGGGGCUCCUGGAGAAUCGGCCAGACAGCGGGGGGCAGCAGAAACUUCGCCUCCUACCCCACCAACCCCUGCUUCCCCCUCACGGUCCCCGAGGGCGUGGGCCCCCGCUGCGUCCGAAUCACUCUGCGCCAGCACUGCCAGGACAGCAAGUACCACCCCAUCGGCUUCCACGUCUUCCAGGUCCCGGUGGCUGGUGGGAGGCAGGGCAUGCCGUCCCUGCUGCUCCAGGAGCCUCUGCUGAGCUGCGUGCCACAUUGCUACACCCAGGAAGUGAGCCGGCUCUGCCACCUGUCUGCGGGGGCCUACUGGAUUGUGCCCUCCACCUACCUGCCCGACACAGAGGGGUCCUUCACGGUGACCAUUGCCACCAGGAUAGACAGGCAGUCCAUUCACAGCCAGGAGAUGCUGGGGCAGCUCCUCCAGGAGGCCUCCUUCAUGGCAGUGAUGAAAACCUAACCGGAUGGCCCCGCGUGUCAGCUCUGGUGAUGGGGGGUCUGAGGGGACUCCUGGUCUCCACGGCGUCCUCACAUGGUGCUGCCAGUCUCAGUGCUGCAGUGGCUGGUCCUGAGCUGGGCGGCUGCACGUGAAGAGCCCCCGUCCUGGAGAGAGGCAGCCUGGGGUCGAGCAGGUGCUGUGGGAGGUGCCAGAACACUUCCGUGGUGCCUCUUUGUUCCGCAGAGCUUUCCAGAAACCCUCCCCCUCGUCUCUCCUUGGCCACGGAGAGGCCUUAGAGCAGGCGAGAGUGUACCUCGACCAGGUCUGUUUGGAACUGUUACCUGAGGCGUUUCUGGGACAUAACUUGAUAAACGUGUGGGAGCACCGAGCAGCCUGCGCGAGUCUCAUUUCAAGUGGCCUGCGGCUGAUCGGCCCUCACUGAGCAAGCAGCGCGGGCCCUCCGCCCUGCUGGGUGGGUGCUGCCGAGACUGUGGGUGGCCACGGCCUCUGCAGGGGGACCAGGUGGCCUGUGAGGUGGCAGGGCUGGGUCUGAGGAGGAGGUGGCAGGUGGUGAGGAGAAGUUUGGAAGGUUGAGAAAGAGGAGCAGGGGCACAGGGUGUGCUCCAGGACAGGACGGGAGGGAGCCGGCCCAGAAACAAAUUGAUGCCUGUCGCCUCUCCCCACCCAUGCUGGGCCCACCUCUCCUGGCUGCCUUCCAGUCGCCUGGAGCACCUCUCAAAUGGUCUUCCCAGGCAUGGAGAGACCCCAGCGGCCUGCUUCCUUCCUGUAGGAGGUGCCAGAUAUAAUCGUAUGCUCUUGACUUGGGAGGGGGUGUCCCCUUAGGCCUCUGAGCCCUGCACCCCUAACCAUUUCUGACGCGGUGGGCCCUGAUCUUGGCCUGGUUUGUCUCCUGUCACCUCUUGCUCUUCCAACUCAGUGAGCACAUGUGGUUGACGUAACCUGGGGGUCUUGCCAGCUGGGUCACUUUUCCUGUAUGGUGACAGGUUCCCAAAAAAACCACCAAUGCCUGUUGUUUGUUCUGCACACAUAUGAGCUCUGUCUUAUCUUUCCUGACUUAUUCCAUCAUGGCUGCACACCCGGACCUGAGGCCUUGGUGCUCUGCUGGACCGGGCCUGCCCCUCAGGGGCCACAUUGAAUCACAUGGAGAUGUGAUGGGCACGUCUUCAGAGCCCCAAGGGCGGUCCCAGUCUCCCACAGACGGGUCCUAGUUGCCAGUGGACAGUGAGUGACCAGCUCCAAACCCCAUGGGAGUGACUUUCUUCUCAGACCCAGGUUGGACUCUGAGGCAGAUGCUGGAACAAGUUUGGGGUGCACACUGUUUGUAAGGGAGGGGGGAGGAAGCCUGAUUGUUGCUGGCCCUCCAGCCCAGGACCUCGCCAGGGAGCACUGGAAUGUCCAGUGACCCACAUGGGGCUGAAAUGCUGGGUGUUUAUGCCCUGCCUGGCUCAGUCUCCCAGGCAGGCCACCCCUGCGGUGUCACCGUGGCCGAGGCUGCCCCCCAGAGCCAGGGCUGCCCCCUAGAGCCGAGGCUGCCCCCUAGAGCCAAGGCAGCCCUGAAGGAGCUGACAGUAGGUGGCUGGGUGCCCAGCAUGCUGUCCCCAGGGGGUCUGGAGAUGCAGCUGUGGCCCUCCCUCCAGUCACUCCUCCUGUCCAGCCAACUUCCCAUUAGCUGCCCGUUGCCCCUUCUCAGAAGUGUCUGUUGGGGUGAAAACUGUGUCAACCCAGUGACGUCCUCAGUCGGGACCUUGGUGAGGGGACUUGCUCUUGGCCUGACAGCCUGGGAGAGGGACCCCUGGCCUAUGCCUGGCGGGCUUGUAGGGAGGGAGGGUGCUAGGGACUGAGUUGUGUCCCCCCAGAUUCGUAUGUGGAAGCCCCAGCCCCCAUGUGGUGGUGUGAGGAGGUGGGGCCAUCGGGAGGUGACUGGGUUUAGAUGAGGUCCUGAGGGGCCCAUGAUGGGAUUAAUGUCCUUAUGAGGAGAGAGACCAGAACUUCCCAUGAGGACACGAGAAGGUGGCCAUCUGCCAGCCAGGGCCCGAAUUUGCCAGCACCUUGACCUUGGGCUUCCAGCCACCAGAACUGUGAGCAAUAAAUGUCUCUUGUUUAGCCCCCCA